AACCGGAAAAAGAUGCGUUCCGGCAGCUUCGUUGGCUGCUAAGAGCGAUCUCGCUGGGGAGGCUCUCGGCGCAGGACCGGGAACCCGUUUUCUUUCGGGCGCUUUGAUAAGUUGGACCCGCGCAAACACAGCGCGUGAGCUUCCGGCGAAAAGGCCACCAGGCUCCCCUCCUUUCCGUGGUCAAGAGUUCAUCCUCUGUCUACCGAAAGGGCGCGCUCCUUUAGCCAGGGCUAAAGAAGAAGAGGGAGGAGGAGGAGGAGGAGGAGGAGGAGGAGAAGAAGAAAGCUGGUCUCCAGAUCACAGCAUGAUAAAGGACAAAGAAGCCUUUCAGAGACUGAAUUUCCUCUACCAGGCCGCCCAUUGUGUGCUCGCACAAAACCCAAAUAACCAAGAGUUGGCUCGUUUCUACUGUCACACCCAGAACAGCAUCAGCCGCAGGCUUGUCUUGAGACAGGACUCCUCUGUGAAAAGGACCAUCUGCAAAUCUUGCUUCUCCCUUCUUGUCCCUGGAGUCAGCUCAACUGUUCGCCAAAGAAAGCGCCGUCAUCAGCGGUGGACUGUUGUGCGGUGCCUGAACUGUGGCCUAAGGAAGCGUUUCCUCAGUAACCCUGAUUACACGUUAUGGUCAGAGCAGCCUGAGUCACUUCUGGAGAACCAGACAUCAACCGGUGCGGGCACAAAAGGCCAGACACCCAAUCCAGAGCAAGAGCCACGCAAGGCCUCCCAAAUGGGAAAGCCAACAGUCCCAAGUUCCAGUCCACGCAGCCUUCUUGCCGCUGAGGAGACCAUGGCGGGCACCCAAUCAAUAGGAGAAAAGAGUGUGAAGUAACGUGUCCCUUGGGAACAUUUCAUUUCCAAGCAGGCAAGUGGCUAUAGCACAGUAGUGAAUCACCUGCCUUGGGUGGAAGAAGCCAGCAAGAAAAAGUUCAGUGCAGAGAAGGUCAUGGAGUAUAUUUUCCAAAUCCAAAGUCCAACUCGUUACUUGCAGAACUUCGAUGACUCGGUGACCUUAGUUUUAGGAUAAAGAUACACUGUGUAUGACAGCUAGGUAGAAGGAAGAGCAAAAGCCUUUUCUGCAGCCCACCCCAUGCUCUAGUCAUGAAUGUGUGUAGCUUAUUUGGGUCACCUUGCUUCUGCCACUGCUGGCUGAGUGUGUGUCCCCAGUUCCACCUCUGCGCCCAGAUGGAUGCCUCUUUUCCAAUCCUGCCAGUUGUGAUUUCAGUUUCUGGCUAUAGGCAGCUAGGUGCACUUCAGAUCUGAAGCACUGCAGAUGUUGCUAUCAGAAGAACUGAGUGAGAAGGUGACAAAGAGAAGAGAGUUUCAGUCCCCUAUCACUUUUGUGAUCACUCUCUCAGAAAAAUACAUGAAACCGGAAAUAAAUUUCUGUUUUUAAA
Molecule: messenger RNA, 1394 nt
Organism: Python bivittatus (Burmese python)
Lineage: Eukaryota; Metazoa; Chordata; Lepidosauria; Squamata; Pythonidae
Gene: RPP21
Product: ribonuclease P subunit p21
Biological process (GO): tRNA processing
Cellular component (GO): nucleolar ribonuclease P complex
Source: RefSeq, a predicted model, not a curated record